This is a messenger RNA of Zeugodacus cucurbitae (melon fly), 1047 nucleotides long. RefSeq names its product superoxide dismutase [Mn], mitochondrial (gene Sod2). Gene Ontology annotation, molecular function: superoxide dismutase activity; metal ion binding. Gene Ontology annotation, cellular component: mitochondrion. NCBI's taxonomy places the organism in Eukaryota, Metazoa, Arthropoda, Insecta, Diptera, Tephritidae. The record is from RefSeq and is a predicted model, not a curated record. Gene Ontology annotation, biological process: superoxide metabolic process. The transcript is spliced from 4 exons. Bases 119 to 769 code for a protein of 216 amino acids.
AUGUCAUUGUUGUUUUAUCACGAUCCCUCUUUUCUCAUUUUCGUAGCGGUACUUCUCAUUUGACAGCUCACAACAUUUCACAUCUGGAAAGUUUUUGCGCUUUGGCAAAUAGUUCAAAAUGUUUUCGUUAACACGUACCGUAUCAAACGCCGCAAAAACUGCUGUGCGCUGCAAGCAUGAUUUGCCCAAGUUGCCCUACGAUUAUGCAGCUUUGGAGCCAAUCAUUUGCCGUGAAAUUAUGGAAUUGCACCAUCAGAAACAUCACCAAACUUAUGUGAACAAUUUGAACGCUGCCGAGGAGCAACUUGCCGAGGCACAACAGAAGAAAGAUGUCACCAAAAUCAUUUCACUUGCUCCCGCAUUGCGUUUCAAUGGUGGCGGUCACAUUAAUCACUCGAUUUUCUGGCAUAACUUGUCGCCCGAAAAGUCACAACCAUCCAAUGAUUUGAAGUGUGCCAUUGAAGCACAAUUCGGCAGCUUGGAAGCAAUGAAGAAGGAGUUGUCAACAUUAACUAUUGCCGUGCAAGGUUCAGGCUGGGGUUGGUUGGGUUAUAACAAGAAAACAAACCAACUGCAAUUGGCUGCUUUGCCCAACCAGGAUCCAUUAGAGGCUAGCACAGGUCUGGUGCCCCUCUUCGGUAUUGAUGUCUGGGAACAUGCCUAUUACUUGCAAUACAAAAAUGUGCGCCCAUCAUACGUUGAAGCUAUCUGGGAUAUUGCCAACUGGAAGGAUAUCUCCAAUCGUUUUGCUGCUGCUGCCAAGAAGUAGAGAGUAAUGAAAUAUGUUUAGUUAUCACAAGCGUUUAUAUGUGUAUACUGUCAAUGGUUUUGUCGUUUAAGCUUUAAAUGUUUUGUGGCAAAUUACUUAUAAAAUAAGUGUCCCAAAGCAGUUGUGAAGAGAAUUGAUUAGUUCGGAACAUACUCACUGUCAAACGCUUUUUUUAGUUUCUGCACUGUUAAUAUCUAAUAUUAGUGUGCCGCAAAAUAGAUCUACCCAUUUAGAAAAUAUGAAUAAAUAAAUAUCCGAAUACAUACAAACGUAGAUAA